This is a messenger RNA of Acanthochromis polyacanthus (spiny chromis), 1852 nucleotides long. Its product is annotated as dephospho-CoA kinase domain-containing protein-like. Gene Ontology annotation, molecular function: dephospho-CoA kinase activity; ATP binding. The transcript has 5 exons. Lineage: Eukaryota; Metazoa; Chordata; Actinopteri; Pomacentridae. The coding region runs from base 326 to 1015 and encodes 229 amino acids. Gene Ontology annotation, biological process: coenzyme A biosynthetic process. The record is from RefSeq and is a predicted model, not a curated record.
CGGUCGGAAGGUUUUCGAGGUGGCGCUUGUCAAGCUAACAAGCUAGGUUGUUAGUAGCCAGUUGAGUACAAGUCAGAGUUACGGACGGUAAUAAAAUAAAAAUAGUCCGUUUCUUUUAAACCUGUUUGCUCGUCUGCAUAUUUAGUUGUACGCGGUGAAAAUGGCGGCUUCGUCGUCUAACUGCGCGUUCGCGGCGGUUUUGACUUGAUCAAGUUUUAUGCUAACGUUAGCCUGUUAGCAUCCCUGGUUGUUUACUGCACCUGCCUCCAGCUCUGUGGCUCUGCGCUGCACAUUCUCUCGAUUUAAGGAGUCUGAAGUUUACAAGAUGUACCUGGUGGGGCUGACAGGAGGGAUCGCCUCAGGGAAAAGCACAGUGUCUUCAAUGCUGCGGGAGCUCGGCUGUCCUAUUAUUGAUGCUGAUGUUGUGGCCAGGAAAGUCGUGGAGCAGCACACGCCUGCCUAUUCCCGCAUCGUCUACCACUUUGGGCCAGAAAUCCUGCUUGAGAACGGCGAGAUCGACAGGCAGAAGCUGGGCCAAAUCAUCUUUGCCAAUGAGGAGAACAGGAAGCUGCUGAACUCCAUCACUCACCCAGAGAUUCAUAAAGCAAUGCUCAAAGAGAUCCUGUUCUACUUUCUCAGAGGUUACCGCUACGUGGUGCUGGAUGUGCCCCUUCUAUUUGAAACCAGACGUCUAACUCAGUUCCUGAACCACACUGUAGUAGUUUACUGUGACCCUGCCACUCAGCUAUUGCGCCUGAUGCAGAGGGACGGCCUGACCCAGGAGCAGGCCGAGCAGCGUGUGGCAGCCCAAAUGCCUCUCAAUGAAAAGCGCGGCCUGGCCAAUCAUGUUAUUGAGAACUCGGGCAGCCGGGAGGACACCCACCGGCAGGUCCUGCGGCUCCACACAAAGCUGGAGGACUCCAUGGACUUUCUCUUAGUCAGGGUCAUUGCUAUCGCUGCCACUGCCGGUCUGGGUGGGAUUCUGCUCUAUGCAGCCAAGAUACUGCUGUCCUAACAGACGGAAGGAGAACAAGGGGAAGAAGAGGGUUUAGUGGAAGAUGGGGUCAAAUACGAGGGGCGUGAAUAGAAUCAGGCCGAGGCAGGUCGGAGGUACCGAUGCAAUUUACUGUGAAAUUAGCUUCACAGCACCUACCACUACUACAGCGGUGCACUGUUGACAGCUGGCACAGACCUACAUUAUUGAUAAAACUCUCAGUGAUGAGUGUGAGGAGGGUUUCUAUGUGCAAUUUCUCUCGGUUUUUACUCAGAAACACAAAAAUAUGAAGGUGACACAACAGAGGCUCAGUUGCUGUACAAGAUUACCCAUGUUUGCUCCGUUCUAAGAUGGCGACUCCAUCUUUAACCACACAUAACUAACAUGAAUAAAACAAAAAGUCAGGACCGACAUUGAAGAGAUUUUAUUUUGGUACACCUUUUAUGACCUAUUUAAAUGCUUUAGCUAAUCGUACAGAUUCUAAAUACGAACAUUAGAGGGAGCACAUGAACAAGUGGAAAGGGUGAUAAUGAUUUUAUUUAUUUUAAACAAAUUCUCACUUCAUUUUUAGUGCAAAAUGUAAGUGCUAACCCCAGUCAUGAAUUUGAUUGAGUCGGAGUGAUCUGACACUUACAGAAUAUGUGAAAUGAAGACAUGAUAGAAUGUAUUUGACAAUCUGUUUUUAAUGGGAACAGUAGGAACUAACAGAUUUCAUAUUUAUCACUGUAUUUUCUUACACUUGACGCUGUCCUCUGUAAAUACAAAGUCUGUGAUUUUUUUUUUCUCUUUGCACACUUGUAACUAAAACAUAGCAUUUGUAACCUUACGGCUAACUAAAUAAAAUGACCCGACACUUGU